Molecule: messenger RNA, 2186 nt
Organism: Silurus meridionalis
Lineage: Eukaryota; Metazoa; Chordata; Actinopteri; Siluriformes; Siluridae
Product: serum paraoxonase/arylesterase 2-like
Exons: 9
Coding region: 118-1185 (355 amino acids)
Molecular function (GO): arylesterase activity
Source: RefSeq, a predicted model, not a curated record
AUACAUCGGUUAGUUCGAAAGAUUCGGAUCAGUUUCCCAAGCCGUCUUUAAGGGUGGCGUCAUCUACGGAAGGAGCAACGUGAACUAUCCAGCUGUAAAUAAAAAAAUAAAUAAAGCAUGGGGAAGUUACUGAUCGUGUCGGUUUUGAUUGCAGCUCUGGCGGUACUGAUUAGCGAGAGGUUUUCUACGUUGAGAAACAGAACUUUGGCUUUCAGAGAACUCACCCAGAAUCACCUCCCUAACUGUGAACUGUUAAAAGGAAUAGAGAUUGGAGCUGAGGACAUCACCAUACUGGAACAUGGACUGGCCUUCAUUAGCUCUGGUUUGAAAUACCCAGGUAUGCCUCGCUAUUCAGACGAGCCUGGAAAGAUCUACACGCUACAUCUGCCGUCCGGAGACGAUCCUACAGAGCUCCAGAUCAAGGGGGACUUUGACACAGCUUCUUUUGCCCCACAUGGAAUUAGCGUAUACAUAAAUGAAGAAGAUGGCUCUGUGUAUUUAUUUGUGGUAAAUCAUCCGCACAAAAACAGCCAGGUCGAAAUAUUUCAGUAUGUCGAAGAGGAAAACGCUCUGUUGCACCAGAAAACGAUUAAGCACGAGUUGCUGCACAAUGUGAAUGACAUCGUAGCCGUGGGAGUGGAGAACUUCUACGCUACCAAUGAUCACUACUUCACCAAUGACCACUUGAAGCUGCUGGAAAUGCUGCUGUCUCUGCACUGGUGUGAUGUGGUGUAUUACAGUCCUGAAGCAGUUCGUGUAGUCGCGGGAGGACUUUUAAAUGCCAACGGCAUCAACAUCUCCCCCGAUAAAAAGUAUCUCUAUGUGUCAGAUUUAAUGAGUCACAGAGUUAUUGUGCUGAACAUCCAAAAGGACAAAUCACUAUCCCGUGUAAAGGAAGUAGCUGUAGGCUCCCUCUGUGACAACAUCGAAGUGGAGAGUAAAACCGGAGACUUGUGGUUGGGUUGCCACCCAAAUGGAAUCAAAAUUAUCCUAAGUGAUCCGAAUGAUCCACCUGGCUCAGAGGUUAUCCGUGUUCAGAACAUCCUCUCUGACAAGCCAGUGGUGACUCAAGUGUACUCUGAUAAUGGCAGCGUUCUCAUCGGAUCCUCAGUAGCUACUCCAUACAAAGGGAAACUCCUUAUAGGAACCAUUUACCAAAAAGCCCUGGUAUGUGACCUUGAGUAGAGCAUCCUUUUAACACCGCUUCACUAAAGUGCAUCUCGUUCAGAUAGGUGACAACGAGCAAUGAGAUUAUUUUUAUCUGUCUCUAGAAUCAGUAGUUAAGUGAUGGACGCCAUUCUUUUCAAAAAAAUUCCAUCAAUUGGUCUUUUGAUGAUUGUCGUGUUGGAUGUUUAAUAAGUUGCUCAUGGGUUUGUCACACAUGUGGUUUAAUAUAUCAAAUGUGUUAUCAGGGGAUUGGGUAUAUUUGUUCUUUAGUGAAUUCUUCCAGAUGUUUCCUAAAAGUUAAAUAAAAUGUAAAAUGUAAAUCGUUUGUCACGCCAUCCAUAUGUACAAAAAGUCCUUUAUAUACAGGACAGUAUAGACUGUAUACAUACAUAAAUGCAAGUGGUGUUAAAGAGCAUUUGGGGGAGAAAAUACUAGAAUGAACAGCAUUUUUUAAUCAAUUAUUCGAAUUCUGCUUAAUGCAAGUUGAGGCUUCAGACCCAGAAUACAAUUAUUAUACAUUUAUUAAUUAAAUAAAAUGUUUUAUGCUAAGAACAGUUCACUAUAUUAAAUAUAUUAAAUUAUAUAUUCAAAAUGUAUAAUUUAAUAUAUUUAAUAUAGUGAACUGUUUUUAACAUAAAACAGUUCAAGUAUAACUAAUUUAUACUUGAACUGUUAUACAGAAGUAUAACUAAUUUCUGAGGAUUGAGAGUAUUACUAUAACACAAACAUAAAAUAUGAAGCAUAGCAUUAAUACAGUGACUAAAACUUAAGGAAGGCAGUUACACAGUUCCAGGUUCAGUUCAAUUUCUAUUAUUUUUGUAUUUUUUUUUUAUUAAGUAAUUGUUCCAAAAUCGUUUAAAGUUAUGCAGAUUGUAGCAUCAAACUAUUGUUUGUAUUCACUUGGUUGUGUGUGUUUGGUUCUAUAGCUGAUACUGUGAUUUAUUUCUAUUCUGUGAACUCAUGGUUGAGAGGUUAUAAUAUGUUCCUUAAUGUUAUGUUCAAAUAAACAGUCAUGAGCA